Triticum aestivum (bread wheat) is the source of this 13322-nucleotide messenger RNA. RefSeq lists its product as uncharacterized. Bases 211 to 12876 code for a protein of 4221 amino acids. The transcript has 61 exons. Gene Ontology annotation, biological process: protein retention in Golgi apparatus; protein targeting to vacuole. Lineage: Eukaryota; Viridiplantae; Streptophyta; Magnoliopsida; Poales; Poaceae. The record is from RefSeq and is a predicted model, not a curated record.
UCACCUCGAAGACAAAAAGAGCCCCGAGAAGAGAAAAAAAAAGCAGGACUCCACACACCUGUGGGCUUCUACUGCGAGUCCGGCAGUUUCUUCUCCUCCACGCGAAGGCGUAAUCGCUCCCACGUCCCGAGAGAACCCCGAGCCGGAAAAGUCUCCCACCGCGGUGGCGGCGCCGUCGGCAGUCGCCGACGAUCGGCGGCGGCGGCGGAGAUGUUGGAGGACCAGGUCGCCUUCCUGCUGCAGAAGUACCUCGGCAACUACGUCCGGGGGCUCAGCAAGGAGGCCCUCAAGAUCAGCGUCUGGAGAGGUGAUGUGGAACUCACAAACAUGCAGUUGAAGCCUGAGGCGCUCAAUUCAUUGAAGUUACCUGUGAAAGUCAAAGCUGGUUUCCUUGGUUCAGUUAAGCUCAAGGUCCCUUGGAGCAGACUUGGCCAAGAGCCAGUUUUGGUUUAUCUUGAUCGUAUUUUUAUAUUAGCUGAACCAGCAACAGAUGUUGAAGGUUGCAGUGAGGAUGCUGUCCAAGAGGUCAAACGAACUAGAGUUAGGGAGAUGGAAAUGAAAUUAUUGGAGAGCCAGCAACAACUGAACUCCGAACUGAACUCGUCAUGGCUUGGGUCUUUCAUUAGCACUGUGAUUGGAAACAUCAAGUUAUCCAUUGGCAAUAUUCACAUCAGAUACGAAGACAUAGAGAGCAAUCCAGGCCACCCUUUCGCAGCAGGUUUGGUACUUUCGAAGCUGUCAGCAGUUACUGUGGAUGACCAUGGGAAGGAAACUUUUGCCACUGGUGGAGAUUUGGACCGAGUGAAGAAGUCUGUUGAACUUGAGAGUCUGGCGCUGUAUUUUGAUUCUGAUAGCAGUCCUUGGAGCGUGGAUAAACCCUGGGAAGAUUUACUGCCUUCAGAAUGGAGUCAGGUUUUUGAGUUCAGAAAGCAAGAUAGUUCUAGUACUGCUUCAAAAACUCACACUUACAUAUUAAGACCUAUAUCUGGCAAAGCAAAAUAUACAAAGGUACACAUUGAUGAAGCGAAGAGAAGCGGACAGGCAUUGCAAAAUGCUGCUGUUGAUUUGGAUGAUGUUACUUUGUCUUUGUCAAAGGAUGGCUACAGGGACAUCUUGAAGAUGGCUGAUAAUUUUUCUUCUUUUAAUCAACGGCUGAGAUAUGCUCAUUACCGGCCAUCUUUACCAGUGAAAUCUGAUCCGAAGGCUUGGUGGAAGUACGCAUACAAAGUAGUGACUCAUGAAAUGAAGAAGGCAAGUGGAAGUCUAUCUUGGGAGCAACUACUGAGAAACGCAAGACUUCGAAAGACAUAUGUAUCUUUAUAUGCGUCCCUUCUGAAGUCUGACAUGAGUCGUCCGGUUGUUGAAGAUAAUGAGGAGAUUAAUAGCCUGGAUCGUGAACUAGAUAUGGAAGUUAUUCUGCAAUGGAGGAUGCUGGCCCACAAGUUUGUAGAACAGUCAGCAGAAAGACAGCAUGCUCAACAAAACAAGAAGCAGUCCUGGUGGUCAUUUGGAUGGACUGGCUCUUCGAAGGAUGAUGGAGACUCGAAGAGUUUUAGUGAUGAAGAUUGGGAAAGGUUAAAUAGGAUAAUCGGGUACAAAGAAAAUACGGAGUAUAUUCCUGCUCAACAAGAUAUGAAAUUGAUGCAGUUUUAUUUUGAAAUACGCAUGAAACAUAAUGCAUCAAGGCUUAUCAUUGAUGGUUCAGAGUGCCUUGCUGAUCUUUCAUGUGAAGAUUUCCGCUGUAACUUGAAAAUGUAUCCAGAGGCAAAAGUUUUUGACCUGAAGCUUGGUUCCUACAAACUUUUAUCUCCAUAUGGCCUGCUGGCUGAGAGUGCAAGUGUUGUUGAUUCCCUUGUUGGUGUCUUCUCCUACAAACCUUUCGAUGAGCAACUGGACUGGAGUUUUACAGCCAGGGCUUCUCCUUGUUACAUAACUUAUUUGAAAGAUUCCAUUGACCAAAUCGUUGCCUUCUUCAAGAGUAGCCCUACAGUUAGCCAGACCCUUGCACUGGAGACUGCUGCUGCUGUACAGAUGACAUUAGAUGAAGUGAAACGCACCGCUCAACAGCAAAUGACACGUGUUCUAAAAGAUCAGUCCAGGUUUUCACUGAAUCUGGAUAUCGCUGCUCCUAAAAUUACUGUUCCUACCAAGUUCCGCCCGGAUGAUGUACAUGAGACUAAGCUUUUGCUUGAUCUUGGAAACUUAAUUCUUCGGACAGAGGAGAUAUGGGAUUCAUAUUCUUCAGAAGAGCAGGAUAUGUAUUUGAAUUUCAAUUUGGUGCUCAAUGAUGUAUCUGCAUUUCUGGUGGAUGGUGAUUACCAUUGGAACGACACAUCUAAAGAAGUUAAUUUAUUGCCAGUUAUCGACAAGUGUGGAAUUGCUUUAAAGCUUCAGCAGAUCCAGGUAGAAAGUUCACUAUAUCCUUCCACAAGACUGGCAGUACGGGUGCCUUCCUUGGGGUUUCAUUUCUCUCCGGCACGCUAUCAUCGAUUGAUGGAGAUUUUAAAGAUUUUUCAAGACACCAAUAGUGAGAAUAAUAGUUCAGACCUUGCACAUUUGUGGGAUCAGGCUGACUUUGAGGGAUGGUCUUCUCUUCUUACAUGGAAGGGUGUUGGAAACCGAGAAGCUCUUUGGCAACGAAGAUACUUGCGGCUAGUGGGGCCAUUUCUCUAUGUAUUUGAAAAUCCAGAGUCUACAACAUAUAAGCAAUGGUCCAGUUUAAGUGGGAAGCAAGUUCAUCAGGUUCCUACUGAGCUUACAAAUGGUGUGCAAAAUAUUGUGGCACUGCAUGACUCUGGUCAAGUCAAUCCCAAGAUUCUGGAAGAUACUGGUGCUUUGAUACUGUUGUUUGACAGCGAGGAAACAAGAAAAAUAUGGCAGAACCGCUUGCAGGGUGCUAUAUAUCGUGCAUCGGGUUCUGCCACAGUUUCCAAUUUUCCUGAAGCUGCUUUCACAUCAGAAGCUCGCUCUUUCAAAGGCAGUCUUCCUGAUGUUGUCAACAUAGAAAAAUUGUUUCUUGCUGGUAUUCUUGAUGAACUAAAGAUCUGUUUUUCGUGUGGCUAUGAGAGUAACCACAGGCUAAAAAAAGUACUACUGGCCAAGGAGAGCAGCUUGUUUGAAUUUCGAGCAGUUGGUGGUCAGGUUGAACUCUCAAUGAAGGGUGGCAACCUACUGAUUGGGACUAUUUUGCGGUCACUGGAAAUUGAAGAUCAGUAUUUUUACCCAGGGAGUCCUGUACCAAGGUACUUGGCAAGGUCCUUCAUCAACAGUAUGCAAACCAAAGAAAUCCCCACUCCUGCUCGAAAGAAUAGUUCAGAAACUAAAGGCACCUCACUAAAGAAAAGUGACAGCGAGGAAAGAUUUUUUGAAGCAUCAGAUGAUUUUGACGAAUUUGGAACACCUAUGCUAAAAGAGAGGAGUAUAUCAGAUUAUUUUAGUUCCCAAGAUGUUUUACCUACUGGCCUACCUUCCUUGCAACCCCCUGCAUUUAGUCGAAUUCCUGGUUUGUUACCAGACAGUGAAAUUAAAAUGGUUGGAUUCACUUCAGAAGGAAGUGGUAUUUCUGAUAGUUUUGUGAAAGCUCAGAUUGUUAUAUAUGAUCAGCAGUCUCUCCAGUACAACAACUUGGACACCAGGGUGGUUGUAAGUGUUGCUACUCUAACCUUCUUUUGUCAUCGGCCAACUGUCCUUGCAAUCAUGGAAUUUAUGAAUGCUAUCAAUCUUGCAAAUGACCCUGAUAGCGAUAAAGAUAGAAACACAGAUGAUAUGAAGUCUGAUAAUGUUAUCGAGGAGCCUAAAUCUGAUCUGGAGUCAGAACCUGUCAUAAAAAGGUUGCUGUCUAAAGGUAAAAGCAGAGUAGUUUUUCAUCUUACAUCAAGCAUGGCAGAGGCACAAGUAUUACUUAUGAAUGAAAAUGGUGAUCUACUUGCUACUUUGUCACAAAAUAACCUCUCAACUGAUAUCAAGGUGUUCACAUCCUCAUUCAGUAUAAAGGCUGCACUUGGAAACCUCAAAAUAAGUGAUGAUAGUCUUCGUAGCAACCAUCCUUACUUUUGGGUCUGUGAUAUGCGAAAUCCAGGAGGAUCUUUUGUGGAGAUCGACUUCUGUUCAUACAGUGUUGGUGAUGAAGACUACUGUGGGUAUGACUACAGUCUUGUAGGGAAGCUCUCUGAAGUUAGAAUUGUUUAUCUUAACCGUUUUGUUCAAGAGCUUACUGGUUAUUUCAUGGGUCUUGUCCCUAAAAGUAAUGAUGGUGUCGUAAAGCUAAAAGACAAUGUAACUAACUCAGAGAAGUGGGUUAGCAAAACUGAUAUGGAAGGAUCGCCUGCCCUCAAGCUGGAUGUUUCUUUCAGUAGACCUAUAAUUGUUAUGCCUCAUGAUACUAAUAGUCAUGACUUCUUGGAGCUUGAUGUCCUGUACAUAACAAUCCAAAAUGAGUUCCAAUGGAUAGGUGGUGACAAGAAUGAGAUGGGUGCUGUCCACUUGGAAAUUUUAACAGUUACAGUAAAAGACAUAAAUUUAACCAUUGGUAUGGAUAUGGUGCGGGGUGAAACUAUAAUACAGGAUGUGAAAGGUCUCUCCGUUGAGAUUCAUCGAUCAUUGCGUGAUCUGAUGCACCAGUUGCCAGUGGUGGAGGCAGCAAUUAAGGUGGAUGUCCUGAAAGCAGCAUUAUCCAAUCGGGAAUAUGAAGUUAUAUCUGAAUGUGCGGCGUCAAACUUUGCUGAGGCACCACAUAUUGUGCCUGCUCUGGAUGGCCCUCGAGAUGGAACUUCCACAUCGGAAUCUCAUGUUUCUGCAUCUUCUGUUUCUUCUGGAAGUAUUCAGGACCUGUCCCAAGAUACAGAAACAUGGAUAGCAAAUAAAUUUUCUGUUUCAAUAAAUCUGGUCGAGCUUUCUCUGCAUUCAGGAUCAACAAGGGAUUCCCCUCUGGCUAGCGUGCAGGCAAGUGGUGCUUGGCUUCUCUAUAAAUCAAAUACACGGGAGGAGAGUUUCCUUUUCGCGACACUCAAAGGCUUUUCUGUUUUUGAUGACCGUGAAGGAACAAAAGAUGAGUUAAGGCUUGCCAUUGGGAAAUCAGCAACAGUCAGAGACACAUCAUCUGCUGAUGGGUAUGAUAACCCUAAUGAACUUGAUUCAGGUGAACGAAGGAUACAAAAGGAUCUAGGCCUCGAGCCAAUCCCCUCGAUGCUCAUUUUUGAUGCCAUCUUGCGAAAAUCCUCGUCUUCUGUCUCCGUAUGCGUUCAGCGACCCAAGUUUCUUGUGGCUCUUGACUUCUUACUAGCAAUAGUCGAGUUCUUUGUGCCAUCUGCGCGCAGCCUGUUAUCCAAUGACGAAGACAAGGACCUUCUACACAUGAUAUCUCCAGUGGUGUUCACUGAUAAAGUUUAUUACCAGGAGGAUUCAACUUUUAGUCUUUCACCUCAGAAACCUCUGAUUGUUGAUAAUGAAAAGUUUGAGCACUUUAUCUAUGACGGAAAUGGUGGUAAAUUAUAUUUGCGGGAUAGAGAGGGGGAGAUUCUUUCAAGCCCUAGUGCUGAAAGUUUCAUCCAUGUGCUCGGUGGUAAGACAUUGCAAUUUCGAAAUGUCAAGAUAGUGAAUGGUGAGUAUCUGGACUCCUGUGUAUCUCUUGGCAGUGAUUGCUGGUACUCAGCAUCAGAAGAUGACCAUGUCUACCUAGUAAGAGAAAAUGCGCCCGGAAAGGAGGGCCUCCAGUCAAUUCUUAAUGAGGAAAUUCCGGAAGGCAUUGCUGAAAAUGAAAGUUCUGACAGAUCAACAGAAUUCAUAAUUGAACUACAGGCUAUUGGACCAGAGCUUACAUUCUACAGCACAUCAAGGAAUGCUGGUGAAAAUGUGGCGCUAUCGACAAAGGUUAUUCAUGCCCGUACAGAUGCAUUUUGCAGGCUUGUAAUGAAGGGCGACAGUAUGGAUAUGAGUGGACACAUACUUGGUUUAAAGAUGGAGAGUAAUGGCAUCAGAGUCAUAGAACCCUUUGACAUGUCCAUGAAAUACUCAAAUGCAUCUGGAAAAACAAAUUUGCAUCUGCUGGUUUCUGAAAUAUAUAUGAAUUUUUCCUUCAGUAUUCUGAGACUAUUUUUAGCUGUUCAGGAAGAAAUUUCAGCAUUUCUCAGGAUGUCAUCAAAGAAAAUGUCAAUGAUGUGUUCUCAGUUCGAUAAAGUUACAACUAUGCAGGGCAAUGUGAAGGAUGAAGUUUACUCUUUUUGGCGACCACGUGCUCCAUCUGGAUAUGCCAUUUUCGGCGAUUUCCUCACCCCAAUGAAUGACCCCCCAACUAAAGGAGUCCUUGCUUUGAACACAAACGUUGCAAGAGUGAAAAGGCCUUUAUCAUAUAAGCUAAUCUGGCAAUCUGGUUCUGCAACAAAUGAACUUCAUCAUGACAACAAAGAUACAAAAAAUAGUCUCUCUAUGAUUGACCAGCUAUGCUCUGUUUGGUUACCUGUAGCGCCUGCGGGCUAUGUUGCCUUGGGUUGUGUAGUUUCAGCUGGAACUGCUGAACCACCUUUGUCUGCAGUUUUUUGUUUAACUGCUUCCUUGAUUUCUUCAUGUGGUCUAAGGGAUUGUAUUGCACUGAGGGGUAAUACUAAUACGUCAUUUUGGCGCGUUGAUAAUGCUUUUGGUACCUUUUUACCGGGGGAUCCUGCUAAUGUCAGUGUGCAUCCAAAUGCUUACGAUCUUCGCCACAUGCUAUUCAAUAGUGCGGAUUCAUCUUCGAAGAAUAGCUCUAAAGGGAAAGAUAGUCGGAAUGAUGAUGCCUCUCAGAUAGAGAGAUCGGCGUUGACUUCAGGUCGGCUGUUUGAAGCAGUAGCAAGCUUCAAACUUGUUUGGUCAAACGAUGGAAUGUCUGCGCCAAAAAAGCUCUCAGUAUGGCGUCCAAUGAUGUCGGAAGAAAUGUUUUACUUUGGGGACAUCGCUCUUAACGGGUAUGAACCUCCGAAUUCAGCUGUUGUCCUUCGUGAUACUGGUGAAGAUACCUUCCUAAGAGCCCCAGAAAGUUAUAAGAUUGUUGGUCAAAUUAAGAAGCACAGGGGUAGAGAUGGUAUAUCAUUUUAUUAUCCUCAAGCUCCACCUGGUUUUGUUGCUUUAGGAUGUGUUGCAUCUAAAGGUCCACCAACAAAAGAGGAUUUCAGUAUGCUAAGAUGUAUUAGAAGUGAUAUGGUGACGGGAGGUCAAUUUUCUGAGGAAAGCGUAUGGGACUCACGUGGCUCUAAAACAUCUGAAAAUUUUAGUUUAUGGACUGUGGAUGAGGAUGCUGGUACAUUUCUUGUUAGAAGUGAAUUUCGUAAACCUCCAAGAAGACUCGCUCUGAAGCUUGCUGGCCCCCCUAUAUCUAGCAGUUCAGAUAACAUCAUUAUUGAUGCUGUAAUAAAAACGUUCUCUGCUGUUUCCUUUGAUGAUUAUGGAGGAAUGAUGGUGCCAUUAUUUGGCAUAUCUUUUGAUGGUGUUGGAUUUAGUUAUCAUGGGGGUCCUCACCAUCUAAAUGCAACUGUGAGUUUGUCGUUUGUGGCCAGAUCUUAUAAUGACAAGUGUAAUUUGUGGGAGCCCUUCAUUGAACCAACAGAUGGAUUUCUUAGGUACCAGUAUGAUGUGAACACACCAGGUUCUCCUGCGCAACUCCGUAUUACUUCGACACGGGAUCUGAAUUUGAAUGUGUCAGCUUCAAAUACAAACAUGUUAUCACAAGCUUAUCUUAGCUGGAGCAAUAUUACCCUUGGUGAUGAAUUAUACAGGAAGGAAACAUCUUCCCCUACUCAGGGAUCAAUUCUUGAUGUGCAUCAGCGAAGGAACUAUUAUAUUAUUCCACAAAACAAGCUUGGUCAAGACAUAUACGUAAGAACAACUGAAUAUAGGAGCUCAGAUAUUACUCUGUUGCCAUCUGGGGAUGAUAGAUCUAUAAAAGUUCCAGCAUCAAGGGAUCUACUGGAUUCUCAUUUGAAAGGGAAAUCUGCUAGGUUAUAUCGUCUGAUGAUAACUGCUAUUAUCGCAGAUGCUGAGAUCAAUGCUGGUAAAGGGUUAGCAACUGGUGAAUAUAUGACAGCAGUGCGGCUCUAUUCAGAAGGUAGUUCUAUAUCUGGUGUUCAGCAACAGAGUGCCCGUACUUGUGCUGCUGCUGGAGAAAGUUCUUCGCAAAUCACAAGAAAAAUGACUUGGAAUGAAAUGUUUUUCUUCAAAGUCGAUUCUGAGGAGAAUUAUGUUCUGGAACUUGUUGUCCUUGAUGCUGGUAGAGGUCAACCCGUUGGUAUUUACUCCGCUCCACUGAAGCAAGUAGUGCAAAAGCUCCCUUCUGCCUCAAGUUCUGACUAUGCAAAAUUUGAACUGACUUUAGGAGAUCUUAUGACAACAAAGGUAGUGGAACAUGAAAUUCUUAAACCAAGUGGAAAAAUAAGAUUUGCGGUGCUUGUUUCUGGUAGGGCUACUGCUAAACAAGGAAGCAGAGCCAGUCCUAACAGAAGCAGGAGUGGGUAUAUACAAAUUAGUCCUUCCAAAGAUGGCCCUUGGACAAACAUGAAGUUGAACUAUGCUGUGCCAGCAGCAUGUUGGAGGUUUGGGGAUUGUGUGAUUGCUAGUGAAGCAACAGUCAAGGAGGGAAACAGAUACGUUGGCAUACGUUCCCUUGUGUCAAUCACCAAUACAACGGAUUUUGCUAUUGAUUUGCGUCUAAAAGGAAGAGAUUCUCAAAGUGCGGGAUCAGACGGCCAGUUAGAGAAUUCUGAUAAAGAUGAUCAAAUAGAAGUUGGUGUGUUGGAGCCUGGUUCCACUAUUCCAGUUCCAUUGUCAGGUCUCUCACAUCCUGGUGUGCUUUAUACAUUGCAACUAAGACCGACCAUUCAUCAUGAACUUGUGCAGCAUUCCUGGAGUGAUGUCCAGGAGAGGCGCAGUCAAACUGAGUUCCGGAAUGAGCAGGUCCUAGAUAUAUGUGUAUCAGAUCUGUAUGAAUCUGAAAACUUACUGUUCUGCUCACAGAUAGAUGGGUCUUCUAGUACUUGUCAAGGAUUAUGGUUUUGCUUGAGUAUAGAAGCCAAGGAGAUAGGCAAAGAUGUCCGAACUGACCCAAUAUACGAUUGGAGUAUAAUUAUCAAAUCCCCAUUAUCGUUGACAUAUUAUCUUCCCAUUCCUGCACAUUACACUGUUAGUGCCAGCCACCUUGAUGAGGAAGAGACGAGUUGCUCCCGGGGCGAGCUAAACCCUGGUGAGGUUGUGAAGGUUCAAAAUGUUGAUCCAAGAAAUCCUUUGUACCUGUCCCUUGUUCCACAUGGGGGAUGGGAAUCAGUACAUGAGCCUGUUCCAAUAUCACAUCCCACCGAAGUUCCUUCAAAAUUCAUUAAUCUAAGAAGUUCUUUGUCAGGAAGAGUUGUGCAGAUUAUGCUUGAACAAAGCAGUGAUAAGGACUAUCUGAUGGCAAGGGUUAUCAGAAUAUAUGUUCCGUAUUGGAUAUCAUUUGCAAGAUUGCCUCCACUCACCUUGCAAUUCGUUGAUAUCACUGGAAGAAGAGACAAGAGACGCUAUCUUGCGCGCCCACGUGCAGAAAAAAGUGAUAAACUGCUCUAUGGUAUAGGACAUGAAGAAUUGGUCGACGGAUACACCAUAGCAUCUGGGUUGAAUUUUAAGGGUUUAGGUCUCUCAGCAUGUGUCUCCAGAAAUGGACAACAGUUAGGAGCUCUCAAAGAACUAUCACCUCUUGCUGACAUGGAUGGUACAGUUGAUCUUUCUGCCCAUGAUAAUGAUGGAAAGUGCACACAUGUAUUUCUUUGCUCAAAGCUAUGCUCGUACCAAGCUGUUCCAACAAAGGUUAUCUAUGUACGGCCAUACACAACUUUUACAAACAGGGUUGGCCAAGAUAUGUUCAUAAAACUUAGUGCUGGAGAUGAUCCGAAGGUCCUACAUGCGUACGACAGGAGAGUCUCCUUUUUGUACUCUGAAGUGGGACCUGACAAACUGCAGGUCCGAUUGGAAGAUACUGACUGGUGUCAGCCUCUGGAUAUAGUAAAAGAAGAUACUAUCGUAAUAGCAAUGAGAAAGCAGGACUGUACUCAGAAAUUUGUGAAAGCUGAGAUACGUGGUUAUGAGGAGGGUUCAAGAUUCUUGGUCGUAUUCCGUUUGGAGCCCACAGAUGGGCCGAUCAGGAUCGAGAACAGGACAAGUAAUGCAACUAUUGGUACUCGCCAGUCUGGUUUAGGUGAAGAUACUUGGAUCCAAGUGAAACCACUUUCGACCAGAAAAUAUUCUUGGGAUGAUCCAUAUGGACAGAAAGCCGUUGAUGUUAGCAUACAAAAAGGAGAUGUUACUAGUUUCCAGUAUGUUGACCUUGAAAACCCUGUUGCAAGUUCCACCAGUUUUGGGGAGCACGGCGUCAAGUUCAAUAUAGUUGAGACUGCCGAUGUCACAAUAUUGAAGUUCACCGAUUACCAUAGAAGACAGGAGGGAUCACCUGAAUCUGAACUUGUUGCAUCUACGUUGACGCAAAAUGAGACAGAGACAGGAGCUGGACCCUUGGAGCUUAUUAUUGAACUGGGAGUUGUUGGAGUCUCUUUGAUUGAUCAUAAGCCAAGAGAGCUUUUGUACUUAAAUCUGCAGAAGGUUUUCAUCUCAUACAUGACUGGUUAUGACUCUGGGACCACUAGCAGAUUUAAGUUGAUCAUAGGCCAGUUGCAACUUGAUAAUCAACUGCCGUUGUCCAUAAUGCCUGUUGUUUUGGCAACUGAGAGCAUGCCUGAUUCAAAUCAUCCUGUUUUCAAAGCGAACAUUGCUGUAAGCAAUGUAACUUCGAAUGGUAUUCAAGUCUACCCGCAUGUCUAUAUACGGGUAACUGACCAAACAUGGAGGUUGAAUAUUCAUGAACCUAUUGUUUGGGCACUGGUUGAUUUCUACAACAAUCUUCGCUUUACCGGCACCUCCAGCAGCUCAACUGUCACUGAAGUGGAUCCUGAGAUACGAAUAGAGCUUGUUGAUAUUUCAGAGAUAAGGCUUAAAAUAUCUCUAGAAACUGCACCUACUCAAAGGCCACGUGGCGUCCUUGGUAUUUGGAGUCCUGUCCUAUCGGCUGUGGGCAAUGCACUCAAGAUUCAGGUGCAUCUUAGGAAGGUAAUGCACAAAAGCCGGUUUAUGCGGAAAAGCGCAAUUGUCCCUGCUAUCGUUAACCGAAUCAAAAGAGACCUCAUCCACAAUCCUCUGCACCUUAUAUUUUCUGUGGAUUUUCUUGGAGUGACAAAAUCAACUUUGUCAUCACUCAGUAAAGGAUUUGCGGAGCUCUCUACUGAUGGGCAAUUUCUUCAACUGAGAUCAAAGCAGGGUUGGUCAAGGAGAAUCACUGGCGUUGGUGAUGGACUAGUUCAAGGGACUGAAGCAUUUGCUCAGGGUUUGGCUUUUGGGGUUUCGGGUGUUUUAAGAAAGCCAGUUGAGAGUGCCAGGCAGUAUGGUGUUAUUGGCAUUGCACAUGGUCUUGGUCGUGCCUUUGUGGGGUGCAUUGUUCAACCUUUGAGUGGUGCCCUGGAUUUUUUCUCCUUGACAGUUGAUGGAAUUAGUGCCAGCUUUAUAAAGUGUGUGAAUAUUCUGAAUAACAAGUUUGUUCCUCAGCGGAUUAGAGAUCCUCGUGCUAUUCAUCGAGAUGGUGUGAUAAGAGAGUAUGACAGUUUAGAAGCUUCUGGCCAGAUGGCCCUUUACCUGGCAGAAGCUAGCAGAUAUUUUGCAUGCACAGACUUGUUUCGAGAACCUUCUAAGUAUGCAUGGUCUGAUUACUACGAAGAUCAUUUUAUUGUGCCAAACCAGAGGAUUGCUUUAGUAACCAACAAGAGGGUGAUACUCCUUCAGUGCUUGGAUCUAGAUAAAAUGGACAGGAAACCUUCCAAAAUACUUUGGGAUGUCCCUUGGGAAGAAGUACUUGCAUUGGAACUUGCAAAAGCUGGGUAUCAGAGGCCUUCACAUGUAAUCAUACAUCUGAAGAAUUUUAGGAGGUCUGAGAACUUUGUAAGGCUUAUAAAGUGCAGUGUUGAUGAAGAACGGGAAGCUCAGGCUGUUUUACUUUGUUCUUCAAUACGAAAAAUGUGGAGAUCUCACCAGACAGGCACGAAAGUUGUACCCUUGAAGGUUCCUUCUGGCCUGCGCCCUGUAUAUUUUGCAUCAGAUGAUGAUAGAAGGGAAUCUCAGAGUCCUGCUAGGCCUUUGCUAAGCUCAAGAGGAGCGUCCAGUAAUGUUGAGCAUCGACUUAUAAACCACACAGUUAACUUCCAGAAAAUGUGGAGUAGUGAACAAGAAGUUCGGAGCCGGUGUAAACUUCUUGGGAAGCAGGUUGCAGACGAUGGAAGGAUUUUUAGCAUCUGGAGACCCCUAUGCCCUAGUGGGUAUGAAACUAUACUGUAUCCAUCUAAUAUACCUAUUUUCUGCUCUGAUGCUCAAAGUAUAGUACCGCUUAUUUGUAGGUAUGUCUCAAUUGGAGAUGUCGCUCAUGUUGGCAUCCAUCCACCACAUUUUGCUGCUAUCUACAAGAAUGUUAACGACAAUUUUGUGCUACCUCUUGGCUAUGACCUGGUUUGGAGAAAUUGCGCCGAGGAUUACAGGAGCCCUGUAUCAUUAUGGCAACCAAGGCCACCUGAGGGAUACGUGGCUCUGGGAUGUGUGGCUGUUUCUGCUUUCGAAGAGCCCCCUCUUGAUUGCGCCUUUUGCGUGAAUGAGAGAUUUGCGGAGGAUGCAGUGUUUGAGGAUCAGAUAGUAUGGGCUUCCUCAGAUGCUUACCCAUGGGGAUGCUACAUUUACCAAGUUCAGAGCAGUUCGCUGCAAUUCAUGGCACUCCGUCUUCCAAAAGAGCAGUCUGAGCAGAAGCCUAAGAAGAUCUUGGAGGCGUAUCUCCAGCGAGCAUCAGAUUAAUGAUCCUAUGAGGCGAAGCAGACAUGCCAUGCAUCGGAGACAUCAGGAGCGGUAUAAUACUCCCUCCGUCCCGACACUAUGAUAGUGUAAAAAAUGAUCUCACAUUUUGGGACGGAGGGAGUAUGAUAUAGGGAAAUGAGAAACUUUGCUAUGCAAAAGAGAAGACUCAGCAAUCUUGCGCAAGAUAGUUUGUCUUUGAUAUGAAAUAUUUUUGUACAGUUUUGGGCGGCAUUAUGUUAUUGAGCAUGGCAUUUUUGCGGGGAGAGAUAAUGUGCUAGCUUGGCUUUGUUUUUCGGCUGUUGCUGGGAUUUGUAUCUCUGCUUGAUGCUUAUCAAAUACAGUGUAAACUAGUAGGUGGGAAUGGCUGUAAGUGUACAUUUUGUAACGCGUUGUUAUAGUGCUCUUUCUACUGUGGUGCUGUUGCUAAGAUUUGAAGUUUUGCUUGA